AUGUCAACACCCACGUCAUCUGUCGCGAUGCCCAGCACGAGUUCAACGCCAAGUCACAUGACCUCAUCAACUUUGAAGAGCUGCAAGUGGUACUGCGACCGCUUGUCAGGUCCGAAUGCGCUCAUUGGAAGCGGGGGACCGAGGGACGUCCUGGUCUCCACUAACCGCACCAGCGGGCCGAACGCUGACCCAUACUCCACUCACCCAAAGUUUCAACGCUGCCAGACUCGAUUUGUCGCAAUACUGACGAGUUAUGAAACCCUGAAGAUUGCGCCAGGCGGAACGAGUCGCAGAUGCGUUUUGAAUGCGCAUGCUUGUCGGUCGCUGAUGGUGGACGAGGACAUGCUCCUCGAUGCUAUUGUCGUCUCCGGGUGGGAAUGCAUGACUGAUGGUUCGUGGGGCGGCGCAAAGCCGAAAGCAAAAGCUAGCGAGGGCCCUGUGAUCCAGUCUGAUGCGAUUCGCUUUUUUUGCGCAGUGUUCAGUGGUGGCAGAUCAAAGAAGCCGCCGCAACCAAAUGCGCCCGGGCGAGGGACCGAUCAGCAGCACGCAGCCUUGCUUGCGAUCAUUGUUGUUGUUUGGUCUCAGUCCCUCUCUCUAUUUCCCCCCCCAUUACGCACCGUCUCAGUGCGUCUGGUUCUGGUUUGAUCCAUCGCGGGCUUAUUUGAUCCAUUGGCCGUUGAUAGUGGUGACCAUGGACCUUUCAAUGCCGGCUGCCAACACAACAUGUUACAGAGGAUGCAUUGCUGCUUCUAAGGUCAACGGC
Messenger RNA from Xylona heveae TC161, 763 nucleotides. RefSeq lists its product as hypothetical. The transcript has 2 exons. The record is from RefSeq and is a predicted model, not a curated record. Lineage: Eukaryota; Fungi; Ascomycota; Xylonomycetes; Xylonales; Xylonaceae. The coding region runs from base 1 to 645 and encodes 214 amino acids.